CUACAGUUUGACAGUUCGCUUUUGUAUGUAUUGAGUCAUACAGUGAAUGUUAUGCGUGUCAAUUUUUGUUCAGUCAACAUCGGUCAACAUAUUCAUUGUUCGGAAAAACAAGUAUUAUUUUGUAAAUAGCUUUAAAAACAUAAAAAUUAGGAAAAAUGAAUAUCAUUGACACGCUGUACGAUAAUGAGGAUUUGUCCACGGACGAGGGCAUCGAAGCAAUAUGCGAGAAAAUUAAGAAUUUAAACAGUGGAGUAAACGGUCGACUGGAUGAGUUGUUGGGCCGGCAAUCAAAAAUUGAACGCCAAAUGAAUAAUAUUGGCCGUUCGUUGGCUGGUUUGAAUGUGGCAAACGAUGAGGCUAACAAGGUGAACUCAAUGGUUGAGAACACUUCGUCUUUGGCGGAAAAUGUGAGUGCCAAGGUUCGACGAUUGGACGAAGCGAGAAAACGUGUCUCUGAAUGUCAACAGCGCGUACACGAUUUGAUCGAUUUGCAAGUGUGUUCGCAGGGUGUAAUUGCUGCUAUCAAAUCGGAAGAUUUUGAAAAAGGUGCUGGUCACAUCAAUCGAUUCCUGUCAAUGGAUGAGAAACUACUCCAGCGAACCGCUGACGAUGUUUCCGGCUCAAUAACAUCGGUGAAUCGAGCGUUCAAUACGCUCACCGAAGCAACGACUCAACUGCGUCAAAUUAUAAACAAAAAGUUCGACGAGGCGGUUGCAAAAGAUGAUUUAGCAUCGGUUGAGCGAUUUUUUAAGAUUUUCCCACUGUUGGGUAAGCAUCAGGAUGGUAUAGAAAAGUUUGCCGGUUACAUUUGUGUGAAAUUGGAGAAGAAAUCUCAGAAAGAGCUACGGAACUCAUUGGAUAUGGCGAAGGCAGAUAAUCGAGUUGCUAUUGCAUAUGCUGACGUCUUGACACUGUUGUUUGAGAACUUUGCACGAGUCAUGGAAGUGAAUCAGCCAAUCAUUGAAAACUACUAUGGUUAUGGCUAUUUGAUUGAUCUGUUCAGAAUUCUGCAAAGGGAAUGUGAUAGCGAAGUGAAGAAAACAAUUGCGGAAUUUAACAAAAAUCGACACAUUCAACGUCACAUGCAGAAAAUCAAUGACUUCCAAAAGUCUAGUGGUCAACAAGGGCUGGGACACUUUCGCAAACCUUCAGGUGGUUCGGUUGAUAAACUCAAUCCAAAGGAUAUUGAUGGUCUCUUGAUAGAAAUCACCGUAAUGCACGCUCGGGCUGAACUCUAUAUCAAAUUCAUGCGACGCAGGAUUACGAAUGAUGUUGAUAAAACAUUGGAUCCAACGGAAUCGGCCAAAAUUGUUGAGAAUAAUCUAAAAACAUUUGAAGAAAUCGUUUCAAAAUCGGUGCUGAGCGUUCAAAUGCAAGAGCUACUCGGAACGUAUUUGUUGUUUGAAGGGUAUUUCAUGGAAGAAAGUAUUUUGAAAGCGAUUGCUUUGGAUACAUUCGAACCAGGGCAGAAGUGUUCAAAUGUUGUGGACGAUGUAUUUUUCAUUAUUCGCAAGUCAAUAAGACGGUCCAUUGAAACCCAAUCAAUCGACGGUGUGUGUGCCGUAAUAAACAAUGCUGCCACUUCACUUGAGGAAGAUUUUGUGUCAGCAUUAAAGACGCCGCUUAAAAAUGGUUAUCCAUCGGGCUACAUUGAUUUGGCGCAGGCAUACAAUGCAUUCCAAACAUCAAUUCAGCAGGGAAAACUGCAAACAAAUGAUAACGAACAAUCCAGAGCCAAUUUCAUAGUUCAGUUAAACAAUGCGGAUAUGUCGACGGAAUUUAUCGAAACGCUAACGAACAGUGUCAGUGAAGAUAUUAGAUGUGCCUUCCCACGAAUAUCACCAAAAGUGAGUGGAUUGGUUGAGAGCUGUUUGGCUGGAAUGAAGUCGGUGCGUGAUACAUUGAAAGCGGUCGUUGAUUUUGGAUUGCAGCAAUUAAGAUCAACAGCAAUUAAACCACGACUUCAUACAUGGAUCGAUCAAUUCAUUUCGUUAAACCAUACUUUAACCGAUGAAGAAUUGGCCAACUAUGAAGCUGGCGAAACGUUUGCACAUUCAUUAAUUCAUCAGUUAGAUACGUUACUGAAGUCGUUCCAAAAUGUGAUGAACAGCAGAAACUACGAUGCUUUGGUGAGCAUCGUUGCCACCGAUGCCACAGCUCGAUUGGAACGUGCGAUCAAAAAAUCAUCAUUCAAUCGAUUGGGUGGCCUGGUUUUAGAUCAAGAAGUUCGUGCACUUGGAUCGUAUUUAACAGCCGCAACAUCUUGGUCAGUUCGAGACAAAAUGAUUCGAUUGACACAAAUUGCGACACUUUUGAACUUAGAAAAGUUAUCCGAAGUACAAGAGUACUUGAACCCAGGCGAACAAGAAGAUCGCACGACAUGGCGUUUAACAACAUCAGAAGUGAGAACGAUUUUAGCGUUGAGGGUCGAUUUCAAAAUGGACGAAAUUAAACGAUUAAAAUUUAAUUAGGAUUUGUUUAACCAUAGCACUUAUUUGAAUGUAUAAUAAUUAAUCAGUCAAUUGAUAAAAUGUUCAAAAUAAUGAAUACAUAGUUUAAAAUGACUACAAA
Messenger RNA from Sitodiplosis mosellana (orange wheat blossom midge), 2571 nucleotides. It is a transcript of the gene Cog4, whose product is annotated as conserved oligomeric Golgi complex subunit 4. The coding region runs from base 156 to 2471 and encodes 771 amino acids. NCBI's taxonomy places the organism in Eukaryota, Metazoa, Arthropoda, Insecta, Diptera, Cecidomyiidae. The transcript is spliced from 7 exons. The record is from RefSeq and is a predicted model, not a curated record.